Molecule: messenger RNA, 2594 nt
Organism: Scaptodrosophila lebanonensis
Lineage: Eukaryota; Metazoa; Arthropoda; Insecta; Diptera; Drosophilidae
Gene: Atg7
Product: ubiquitin-like modifier-activating enzyme ATG7
Exons: 10
Coding region: 151-2244 (697 amino acids)
Biological process (GO): autophagy of mitochondrion; protein modification by small protein conjugation; C-terminal protein lipidation
Cellular component (GO): phagophore assembly site; cytoplasm
Molecular function (GO): Atg8 activating enzyme activity; Atg12 activating enzyme activity
Source: RefSeq, a predicted model, not a curated record
UAACAUGAUUACGCGCCUCAAUCCACUUAUCGAUAACUGUCGGUUAUCGCCCAAACAGCUGUCGGAAUUGGUUGAUAUUGGUGGUCAGGGUGUUUUGUUAUUAUCUCUUUGUUUACCAGAAAAAUAAAGUGAUUUUGUUAUUAAAGUAAAAUGACAGAAAAUAUAUUACAGUUUGCUGCCUUUGAGUCUUUUGUGUGUCCUACAUUUUGGCAUAAGCUAGCCGAACUAAAAAUAGAACACGACCGUCUUUCGGAUGCUCCAAAACCAAUAUCUGGUCAUUAUACAAAUCACAAGGCCGCUGGCUGCUUACUGGAGGUUGACUACAGCGCUUAUAACAGCUCGGCGCAGCCACCAAAAUUUAGUCAUAAUGCAGUGGGCACCAUUUAUAACAAAAACACUAUUGAAGAGUUCAAGGAACUGGACAAAACGUCGCUAUUGUCUGCCGAGGGUCAAGCACUGUUGGCUGAUAUGACAAGCGCACGCGUCCUAGACAACCCUAGUCUAUUAGCGCGUUUCUUUGUGCUAUCAUUUGCGGAUCUAAAAUGCCACAGCUAUUACUAUUGGUUUGGUUUUCCCUGUCCCCUGACGCAUCCACUGCAAUUGCAGAGCGAAGCUGUCAGGGUAAAAGACUUGCAAAACUUUGCGGCAGUAGCUGAAGCGUUGCGUGCAGUGCCCUCAGAAGCGCAAAAUUUCUUCAUCUUGUAUGCUAAUGAGGAACUCGAAUCUGUGGAGGUGCGCUCCUUGAGCGCUGCGCUAACAAAUAUCGAUAAUACAGAAGCGGAGCAUUAUUAUUACUGUUUUGCUGAUCCCAGCGAGUACGAGCACCCAGCUUGGCUUAUGCGCAACUAUGUGGCCUUUCUGCUGAUGCAGUGUCCCACACUUUUAGGCAAAACUCUCAAGUUUCUUGGUCUGCGCUAUGAUCAACAAAUGAAUGUGGACAAUAGCUUAAUCUGGAAGGUGGUACAAAAUGACGCGUGUGAUUUAACUCGGAUAGAGAAUGUUAAAUUUGUGGGCUGGGAACCUAAUCGUAAUUGUAAAAUGGGUCCGCGCAUGGUCUCCAUGCGAGAUAGCAUGGAUCCAGCUAAAUUGGCCGAGAACUCAGUUAAUUUGAAUCUGAAGCUUAUGAAAUGGCGCCUGCUUCCAGAACUUAAUUUGGAGGCGAUUGCGCAAACUAAAUGUCUACUCUUUGGUGCUGGAACCCUAGGAUGCGCUGUUGCCCGCAAUUUACUGUCUUGGGGCUUUAAACACAUUACGCUUCUGGACAGCGGUAAGGUAGGCUACUCAAAUCCUGUCCGCCAAAAUCUUUACACACAUGCAGACGCUGUAAUGGGUAAUAAGAUGAAGUCAACUACUGCUGCAGAAAGAUUGCUGGAGAUAAAUCCAAGUGCGGUGGCCAAAGGCUAUGUCGUUCAAAUACCCAUGCCAGGACAUACUAUAGGGGAGGCAAUGCUCGAACAAACGACUAAUGAUCUCACGCUUAUUGAGGAGCAGGUGCAUGCACAUGAUGUCUUGUUUCUAUUGACAGAUUCGAGAGAAAGCCGCUGGUUGCCCACGGUUUUGGGUGCAGUGCAUCAGAAGAUUGUGAUUAACGCCGCCUUAGGGUUCGACAGCUACCUUGUAAUGCGUCAUGGAAGCACGCGUGAAUGUGUAGGCGAUCAAGGAAAUGAAAUCGAAGGUUUAAAGUGCAUUAUGGGCCAAAAGCUAGGCUGCUAUUUUUGUAAUGAUGUCACCGCACCAGGAAAUUCUCUCAAAGAUCGUACACUCGAUCAGCAAUGCACGGUCACAAGGCCCGGCGUUUCCAAUAUAGCAGCCAGCUACGCUGUUGAGCUUCUGGUGGCGUUACUGCAGCAUCCACAACGUGAGUUGGCACCCGCCUACUAUGCUCAGAGCAGCCACAAGAGGCAGCAAGUGGAGAGCACUGCCGCAAUUCCAGAGGGAUUGCUUGGAAUCUUGCCGCACUCCAUACGUGGCUUGCUGUACAACUAUGAGAACAUUUUGCCUGCCACUGAAAAGUUUUCCCAAUGCAUUGCAUGCUCCCAGCCCAUUUUGGCCUCAUUUCGCAGUGAAGGCCAUGCAUUUCUUUUGAAAGCAUUCGAAACAGCUAGAUACUUAGAGGAAUUAACUGGCAUUGCAGACUUCAAGAGCUUGCAUUGCGAGAUAAUAGACUUUGAUGAUGAUGAAUUUGAUAUGUCCGAGGGCGAUGAAAAUGAUAGCGGACCUACAACAACUAAUAUCGACGAAUAGGAUAUAAAAACCCCCAAAGUCGGACAACACAUAAUUGAACAUAUGUAUGGAUUAAAGUUGAAGGGACAGCUCUGCCACUUUAAACAUUAAAUCAGAUGGAAUAGAGCUCCUCCAUUAAUCUCGUUUGAGAAUAUAAUUGAUGAACUUUCAUAAAACUUUAAAUGAUAAGUUAAAGUAGUAUGGGAUGGAUAUGACGACAGAUACCUUCCUUGCCAUCUGCAAUUAUCCGCUGCUCAAUGGAAAUGUCGAAUUAUAUGUUCAAAGCAUUUCAUUUCUAAUCUUCCUAGCAUAAGUCAAAUGUCUAAUACCAAAUAGUAUGCAUAAAAUAAAGAAAAAUGCUAUGUAAUGAA